AUGCCACGGGCUUGCAUCGGCAUGGAUGGCGUCCCCUGCUGCUUCUCCACUUCGUCUGCCGGCCGACCUGCGCAGCCCAGCCCGGGCCACCUGCAAUGCCUCUUCUGCGGCGAUCUGGCCCGCCUGGAGGACGUUCUGAACGGUCCGGGAGGCAAGCCCUUGGUUUUGCGGAUGCUGUGUGCUUUGCGCUCCAUGAACGAAGAAACCUACGAGAAGGCCAUGGCACGCUUGCUGGAGGUGACGCCGGAGCUGUCUGAGCUCGAUUCACUGGUUUCGGAGCAAGUUGCUGAAGUCCCGCCUCGCAAAGCCAAGAAGACGAAGUCCGCGGCCGGCGUCCUCAAGAUACGACGGGUGAGCGGCAUCUCCGCCGCGGGGAAAAUCUUGGUCCAGGAUGCAGAUCUCUACGACGAGGUCGAGGUUGGCGAUACGGAUACCAUGCUCCUAGAAGUCCUGCAAGGCUUCUUCCGGGCCCAAGGUGCAGAUCAAGAGCUCCGUAAUUGGAGGAUCAAGGCUUUGGUGUCGGGCAUAUGUAUUGACGUGAAUGCGGAGUCCACGCCUGCGAUGCUCUGUUCGGAAGUGGUACUCUGCAAGAAGGGCGGCUGA
Molecule: messenger RNA, 603 nt
Organism: Symbiodinium sp. CCMP2592
Lineage: Eukaryota; Dinophyceae; Suessiales; Symbiodiniaceae
Source: the annotation of a GenBank genome assembly